AUGAGUGAAUAUAGAAACGUAUUAUUAAUUGGUCGUACAGGUCAAGGCAAGUCUUCCUUAGCCAAUCUAAUAGUAAAUGACGAGAAAAACUUUGAAGAAGGAGGCAAAUUCGACGAAGUAUUUGAAAAGGGUAAUGGAACUCUUAGUCAAACUAAAAAGACUCAAUCGAAAAAAAUCACUUUAAAGAUAGAAGUAGGUGGAGAGAUAAAAGAUGUAAAAUACCAAAUCAUUGACACUGUAGGAUUUGAUGACACAACAUUGAGCAAAAGAGAAGUGCUAAUUGAGGUAGCUAAAGCAUGUAAAAAGGUCAAGGAAGGGAUAAAUCAAAUUUUAUUUGUAUGUGGAGAAAAAUUAACACCACAAGAAAUUGAUGCUUAUAAUAUAUUAAGAAGAGUUCUUUUUGAUGAGAAACUUGAUAAAGACAUUACUAAAUAUAUUACAAUUAUUCGAACGAAAUUUGAUAAUUUUGACGAUGAAGAUUCAUGUAAGUGUGACAUCCAAUCAUUGAUUGAGAAUGAAAGUAGUGCAAUUGUCGAAAUGAUUCAAUCAUGCGAUGAAAGAGUUGUUCACAUAAAUAAUCCGCCAAUAAAUGUGAAAGGAAAAGAAGUACAAGAUUUAAUUAACAUCAAUAAGAAAAUCUGUAAGAGCGCUAGAAAAAAGGUAAUAGAUCAUUUAGCGACUUGUGAAGAUGCUUACAAACCAGGGAGUUUGGAUGAGAUAAACGAAAGAAUUGGCUGCUUAUUAAAUGAAAACAAGGAGUUGCAAAAACAACUGGAGGAAUUGCAAAAAGAGUACAAUAUAUUGCGAGAACAAUUAAAUAAAUCCCGUGAUACAGAGGAAAGACCAAAGGAAAUGAGUUUUUCUCAAGAUAUUUUUAAUGAAUUUGAGAGAAGAAUGGAAGAAAAUGAGUUAAAAAAGAAAAUGGAUGAAAUGAUGAAGAAAAUAGAUGAAAUAAAAAAAAUCAAUAAACGGAAAUGA
Messenger RNA from Racocetra fulgida, 978 nucleotides. The record is from the annotation of a GenBank genome assembly. NCBI's taxonomy places the organism in Eukaryota, Fungi, Glomeromycota, Glomeromycetes, Diversisporales, Gigasporaceae.